This is a messenger RNA of Naegleria fowleri, 1704 nucleotides long. RefSeq lists its product as uncharacterized. Bases 1 to 1704 code for a protein of 567 amino acids. Gene Ontology annotation, biological process: deadenylation-dependent decapping of nuclear-transcribed mRNA. The transcript has 2 exons. The record is from RefSeq and is a predicted model, not a curated record. Gene Ontology annotation, cellular component: cytoplasm. Lineage: Eukaryota; Heterolobosea; Eutetramitea; Acrasida; Naegleriidae. Gene Ontology annotation, molecular function: RNA binding; hydrolase activity; manganese ion binding.
AUGAAGAAAGACACAGUCGUUGCUUUUUCAAAGUCCACUGCUGAUCCGACAACAACAACAAUGAAGGAUUCCACGCACACACACCAUACAAUCAUGUUGUACAACGAUGUACCAACCACAAGCACAACGACUACAACCACCACAACGCCAUCACCACAACGAGCCUCUUCCAAACCGAUUUUGAUUCAGAACAAGAUGAAAAAGAAAUCAUCACCAAUGAAUUCAUCUUCACUUCCAAACAGUACCAGCAGUUUGAAAAAUCAUAAAAUUGCGAAAAGUGAUCAAAUGAUUAAUUCCGAUCAUCCCACAACAAAUUCAGAAAGCACAAAUAAUCCUGCCCACACUAACAAGAAUAUCAAGUACGGAAAGUCAAAUACAUACAGCGUUGCUAAUACUCAACAAUUUGUAGAUUCUAGAUCAAGAGCCAAGUCGUUCCAAAACUCACUUUCAACAAACAAGUCCAUACCUCUCACUAACGAAUCGAAACGUGGUAAGCCUGUUGACAACAUGGUAUUUUUAAACGAGCAUUCCCUUCAAAAUUCUCCAUUAAUCAUUGAAGAUGAAAAACAAAACCUAGUCACUCCCUCUCCAAUUUCAAACACAUCACCUAAUUCAUCUCCAAUAGAUCAAAAGAUCUCCUCCCCUACCCAGAAAAAGCUUCAAAGACUGAAAAAUAAUCAAUACAGUACAAGUGCACCAAGCUCAUGCUUACAUGCCAGCGCGUCCAGUGCUUGCAAAGAUCAGGAAUCACUCGACCUUGUAUUAGAUGACCUCUGUACGAGAUUUAUUAUUAACUGCCCUUAUAUGCAUGAUUAUGGACCCUCAGGUUUUGAGAGAUUAUUUUUCCAACUUGAAGAAGCAUUUUGGUUUUAUAGUGACUUUUUCAGACAACAAAAGUCUCUACCAAAGUUUAAGUUUGUUGAAUUUUGUGAAAAAAUGUUGUCUAGACAUUCACACAUAGUAAUAGAUCUUCAACGUUUUACUCGUGACACAUUUCCAAGUGCUGACAGCUCGAUAGACUUGGAUGUUAAUACUCUGGUUCAAAAGUUCCUAAAUUACAAAACAUCUGUUCCAGUAUACGGUUGUAUCUUACUAAACGAGACAAUGGACAAGGUUUUACUUGUUCAAGGAUACAAUACCAAAUCUUGGACCUUUCCUAAAGGGAAGAUCAAUCAAUAUGAGCGUGAAUCUCAUUGCGCAGCUCGAGAAGUUUAUGAAGAGUGCGGAUAUGAUCUUGGUGACAAAAUUUGUGAGUCUGAUUUUAUUGAGCUAGAACAAAACUAUGAAAAUAGUUUACCAGAGCACAAAGAUCAAUACAAACACUCAAAUCCCUAUACAAAACUAUUUAUUGUUACGGACAUUCCUGAAUCUACAAAUUUUGGAACUAAAACUAGAAAAGAAAUUUCGAAAAUUCAGUGGUUUCAAAUCGAUUAUUUAGUCGGAGUGUGCAAUGCAAAGCAUAGUACCUUGAGAACUUGGUUGGUAAAACCAUUUUUACCAAAGCUUAAAGCAUGGAUCAAGAAAAAGAAAGCAACAUCUUCUGGUUGCAAUACUCCCACGAAAAAACAAGCAAGACAACGUAGUUUAACGGCUCCAAGCAUUUCUGUAUCUACCGAGAAAAAAGCUAACGAAAUGAAUGGAACUUCUCCAUUGCUUUCUUUCGCAUUCAACACGGAAGAGAUUGUAGAAAACCACAAACAUUAA